AUGGACAAAGAGACUACAGAGGUAAAACAAACUGAUGUUGUAAAUAUUGAAAUCUCUGAGUCACCGGUCAAUACUAUUGACUCUCAAAACAUUGAGAUACGAGCACAAGUUGAGAAACAUGAUACCAUCCCAGAUGCUACUCAGCCUAACAUUGAGAAACUGGCAGAAGCACAAGCAGAAGCAGAGGUAAAAACACAAACUGAACCUACAAAUAUCGAUAAUCAGCAGAAGGUAGAGAAACCAACAGAGAAAGAACUUGAACAGAGCAUAGCUAAACCAACAAUCAGCAAGAUAGAGAAUAAGGAAGACAGUAAGAUUGAAAGCAAAAUUGAAACCCAGAAUGAGCAAAAAGCAGAAACAGCGUAUAAAGAAGAGGUCAAUGAUGGAAAUAAGGAAGAAGUGGUUAAGGCAGUUGGACAAGUGUUUGAAGAAAAGAAAGUUAUAGCCGAGCCUAGCACUUCCACCAUGAAUUUUAGGCCUACAAAUGUGAUUGAUGCUUCCUUUGUGCAACAUUCUAUCACUAAGCUCUCUAAUUCAGAUGAUGAAUUUGAGGACUCUGAUGACAAUGAAGGUAACGGGUCUGAUACUAAGUGGGAAGACGAUGUUGAUAGGAUUACCCCUGCUAAGGGUUCUACGAAGAAAAAGGAUAGAUUUGGCAUCUGGGACCCCAAUAAAUCUACUGAUGAUACAGAAGAAGAGGGGAAGACAGUGAAGGAAGUUGAUACUCUUCCUCCCAAUGCUACAGAUGUUAAUGUGGAGACCCUGGAGAAUUAUGCCCUUGAGAUCAACAUUGACUGCAUAAAUUUCCUUUUAACCAUGCUGAAUACCGUGAAGAGGUACCGGACUGACAGGCCUGUCAAACCUGUCAGUCUGGUCCCUGCGGCCCCACCGGCGGCACCUCCGUCUGGUUUCCGGCGGCCCUGCUUCUCCCCAGCUCCGGCGACUUCCCCGGCUCCGGGCUCCGGCGACUCUCCCCGGCUUCGGCGACUUCCCAGCUCCGAGCUUCGGCGCCUCUCCCCGGCUCCGGCUUCUUCCCCGGCUCCGGGCUCUGACGACCUUCCUCCACUCCGGCAGCGCUUUCCCACCGCCCGCCGCCCGCCGCUUUCCUUCCGGCCGCCGAAUCCCUAUGCGCCCGCCGCCGGCCGCCGCUUCCCUUCCGGUCGCCACUGCCGGUCUCCCCGCCCGCGCUCAGCCCUGCGCCCGCCGGCCGCCGCUUUCCUUCCUGCCGCCACCUCCCUGUGCGCCCGCCGCCAGCCGCCGCUUCCCUUCCGGUCGCCGCCGCCGGUCUCCCCGCCCGCGCUCAGCCCUGCGCCCGCCGCCGGCCGCCGCUUUUGCUUGGCCUAUUUUCCGGUUCUUUGUAGUUUAAAAGUUAUAGUUAGAAAGCAGUUUGAGAAACAGAGAAAAAACUGA
This is a messenger RNA of Cryptomeria japonica (Japanese cedar), 1410 nucleotides long. RefSeq lists its product as uncharacterized. The coding region runs from base 1 to 1410 and encodes 469 amino acids. Lineage: Eukaryota; Viridiplantae; Streptophyta; Pinopsida; Cupressales; Cupressaceae. The record is from RefSeq and is a predicted model, not a curated record. The transcript is spliced from 5 exons.